This is a messenger RNA of Phytophthora infestans T30-4, 1223 nucleotides long. RefSeq lists its product as uncharacterized. The transcript is spliced from 10 exons. The record is from RefSeq and is a predicted model, not a curated record. Gene Ontology annotation, molecular function: ATP hydrolysis activity; ATP binding. NCBI's taxonomy places the organism in Eukaryota, Oomycota, Peronosporomycetes, Peronosporales, Peronosporaceae. Bases 123 to 1223 code for a protein of 366 amino acids.
CGAAAGAGACGCUGAUGGCUUCUGCUAUGCGGCGCACGCUACUGCUUUCUUUUCUCGCUGUAAGCGCGUGUUCAAGAGUCGCAGCGUUCGAUAUUCGAUGGGAGGACUACUGGGAGGCGGCCAUGUAUCACACGGGCCUGGGCUAUCAAUGCACUUUUGUGGACAAGCCGUCACAGACAGUUCUACAACAUUUACAAGAUAAUUUGAAGGGCCAGGAGCGAGCUGUAGAGGCGGUGGUGGGCGCAAUCGAAGCCUGGGAAUUCUCACGGAGCUCCACUAAAGACCGCGCACCACUUGUGCUGGCCAUCACGGGACCAACGGGAACGGGCAAGACGGAGAUGUCCAACCUGGUCGCUGAAGCGCUGUUCAAACGCAAGAAAAAGCUACCCAAUAGUGAGAAGCGCGUACCGUCUGGACUGCUGAUCUUCCGUGGAGAAGAUUUUAGCGACAAUUUUACGAACCCGAUUACUGAGUAUCACACGCAGAUCAAGACGAGACUUGCGGAACACUUGCACCACUGUUCAGGAAAAGCCAUCGUGGUGAUCGAUGAAGUGCAGAAGGUGAUUCCACACACGCUUGACGUUCUGAUGGAGGCUGUGAGUGAGAGCUCGCAGUUUUCCUACUACAAACAUGGAGUGACGAAGAACAUCGACACCGCCAACGUAAUUUUCGUGCUGGUGUCAGAUAUUGGCGUCGGAGAGAUGGAACAGGUCAUGAUUCAGUACGACACUCGGGACGAGAUACCCACGGUUCAGCUGGAAAGAGUUGUCAAGUCUGCUCUAGACGAUCAGUGGAAGCGACUGGACUUUGGCAAAAUGAUCGAUCAGGUCAUCCCGUUCCUGCCCUUCGAGCACCAGCAUAUCGUCGAGAUCAUUGCACUCAAGCUCCGGCAGCUGGAUGAAAAUUACCGUGGCAAAUACUGGCAUCGACUGUGGAUUGAGGACAACAUCGCGGACUACAUGUCUCGUCUGGACUCGGUGCACUACAAGGUCCGCUCUGCUGUGGUGAACGGCAAGGUAAAGUCCAGUAAAGUGUUCGCAAAGUAUGGCGCCCGUGACGUUGAGACGGGCCCAAUUCAAUUGCUCAAGUCGAAGUUGCUGCGCUACUUGCGGCCUUUCAAUCCCGACGCUGAGAUCCGGAUAUCGCAGGACGUUGAUACCAAGGAAAUCGCCAUCUUUGUGAACAUCGGUUGCGUCACUAAAUGGGCUGGUCGGUUUGAAUAA